This is a messenger RNA of Colletotrichum lupini, 297 nucleotides long. RefSeq lists its product as uncharacterized. Lineage: Eukaryota; Fungi; Ascomycota; Sordariomycetes; Glomerellales; Glomerellaceae. Bases 1 to 297 code for a protein of 98 amino acids. The record is from RefSeq and is a predicted model, not a curated record. The transcript is spliced from 2 exons.
AUGGCCAACUUUGGAGAGGAUCCGCCGCUAACGUUUGUCUUCAGCCUAUUCGAGAAGGGUGUUGAAGACCCUCCGCCCAAUAAACUCGACAAAUCCCGUCACGAAGCCCGGGCGACCUCGGUGCACGCGGGGUACCGCACCGGCUCCCUCCCGGGAGCUCCGCUGAGGACCGGUGGGAUAGUUAUGGAACCAAGAGAGUUCCCGAUGGUGGCACAGAUGGUGGCACAGCACCACCAGCAUCCACCCGACAGGCCUCCCGAGUUCCGAGUCCUUUGGAUGCAACCAUCUAAUUGUUAG